Messenger RNA from Rhineura floridana, 3211 nucleotides. It is a transcript of the gene STK39, whose product is annotated as serine/threonine kinase 39. The transcript is spliced from 18 exons. Bases 194 to 1798 code for a protein of 534 amino acids. Gene Ontology annotation, biological process: protein phosphorylation. Lineage: Eukaryota; Metazoa; Chordata; Lepidosauria; Squamata; Rhineuridae. The record is from RefSeq and is a predicted model, not a curated record. Gene Ontology annotation, molecular function: protein serine/threonine kinase activity; ATP binding.
CAGCAGCAACUCAGUCCAGCUCAGCCUCCGCCCACUCGGCGCGCUCCCUCCCCUGCCGUGUGGCUGGCUGGCUCGCUGGCUGGCAGGAUGGGAAAGAGGGAGGGAGUGAAUGAGCGAGCUGCAGAUGCGGGUUGAAGGUGCCGCUGGCAGGGAAGUUUGAAGAAGGUCGCCGCUUGUGCGCUCCAGGAGCAUCAUGGCGGAGCUGAGCGACUCGCCCAUUCACGUCCAGUCGCCGUCGCCACCGCCGCCCCAGCCUUUACAACAACCCCAGCCACCGCCGGCUGCCCCACCUCCGACCUCGACUCCCACACCCCAAGCCAUCGGCUGGCCCAUUUGCAGGGACGCCUACGAACUGCAGGAGGUGAUCGGUAGCGGCGCUACAGCUGUAGUCCAAGCAGCACUAUGCAAACCCAGGCAAGAACGCGUAGCAAUAAAAAGGAUCAACUUGGAAAAAUGCCAGACCAGUAUGGAUGAGCUGCUUAAAGAAAUUCAAGCAAUGAGUCAAUGCAACCAUCCCAACAUAGUUACAUACUAUACAUCUUUUGUGGUCAAGGAUGAGCUCUGGUUGGUUAUGAAACUGCUAAGUGGAGGCUCCAUGCUGGAUAUAAUAAAAUAUGUUGUCAACAGAGGAGAGCACAAGAGUGGUGUCCUUGAAGAAUCAAUAAUAGCAACAAUUCUUAAAGAAGUUUUGGAAGGCUUAGAUUAUUUACACAGGAAUGGGCAAAUUCACAGGGAUUUAAAAGCUGGCAAUAUCCUUCUGGGGGAAGAUGGCUCAGUACAAAUAGCAGACUUUGGUGUUAGUGCAUUUUUAGCCACAGGAGGAGAUGUUACUCGUAACAAAGUAAGAAAGACGUUUGUUGGUACUCCAUGUUGGAUGGCACCUGAAGUUAUGGAACAGGUGAGAGGCUAUGACUUCAAGGCUGAUAUUUGGAGCUUUGGAAUAACAGCCAUUGAAUUAGCAACAGGAGCUGCACCUUACCACAAAUAUCCUCCGAUGAAAGUAUUAAUGCUGACAUUGCAAAAUGACCCCCCAACGUUGGAAACAAGUGUGGAAGAUAGAGAAAUGACCAAAAAGUAUGGCAAGUCCUUUAGAAAAUUAAUUUCACUGUGUCUUCAAAAAGACCCUUCUAAAAGGCCUACAGCAGCAGAACUUUUAAAAUGCAAAUUCUUCCAGAAAGCAAAGACUAGAGAAUACUUGAUUGAAAAACUGCUUACAAAGACACCUGACAUAGCACAAAGAGCCAAAAAGGUUAGAAGAGUACCAGGUUCCAGUGGCCAUCUCCACAAAACAGAAGAUGGGGAUUGGGAGUGGAGUGAUGAUGAAAUGGAUGAGAAGAGUGAAGAAGGAAAAGCCGCUUUUUUCCAAGAAAAGUCACGAAGAGUAAAAGAGGAGGAGAAUGCUGAGAUUUCCAUGAAUUCCAGCAAUAUUCCUGAUAAAAUACAGAAUCUGUCUAUUAAAAGUCCUGAGACUCAUUCUGCUGUUAGUAAUGAACAUGGUGAAGUUCCAUGUGCUGUGAAUCUUGUUUUAAGACUAAGGAAUUCCAGAAAGGAACUUAAUGACAUACGAUUUGAGUUUACUCCAGGCAGAGACACAGCAGAUGGUGUAUCCCAAGAGCUGUUCUCUGCAGGCCUGGUUGAUGGCCACGAUGUAGUUAUAGUUGCUGCUAAUUUACAAAAAAUAGUAGAUGAUCCCAAGGCCUUGAAAACAUUAACCUUUAAACUGGCUUCUGGCUGCGAUGGUACCGAGAUCCCUGAUGAAGUAAAACUGAUUGGGUUUGCUCAGUUAAGUGUCAGCUGAUGCCAGUCCCUUGACCCCCAGCAAAAUGGUGAGAUUGCAAAGAGGCCAGCUUUACAUUGCAAAGGAAAAAUUUCAAGCACCACACACUGAAUUCUGCUUCAAUCUGUAGUAAUUCACCAAGUUGGAACAAGCAAAGGCCACAGCUGUACUGCUCCUGCUGACAUUCCAAAAGCUACUAAAUGUGUCUCUAGCAAUCAGUUCGGAUUUCCGUGAAGUGAAAACAGACGGUUUAGAAAUGCACUCAGGUUGCAGUAUCCAUUGGUUAUAAAAGGAAUUUUCUAUCAGAGCUAUUUCUUCUUUAAUUAAAAAAAAUACAGUAAUAACUAUUUUAGUGGAUAAUACUGACUCUCUUCUGUUGUAUGUAGAAAUGAAUAUUAUAAAUGCUAGCGUUUAUUAGCCAAACUUGAAUUCUAGUUUUAAAACCAACUGUGAAUUUUAUUUUCCCUAUAUUUUAUGCAUUAUACAUCCUAGUUGUAAGGUUUUUUUUUCAUUUCAUGAUUUAUGUGCUGCUUGUAGUUAAACAUGUUUGUUUAAAGAGAGUUUCAGGUUUAUCUUUGAAGUAUUUGUCACUAUCUCUAGUUUUUUGAAUUGAAGUAGGCAUUUAGUUUUGGUUUGUGUGUCCUUUUUAAAAUCCAUAGAUAGAUUGUCAAGGGUGUGGGAGGUGCCUUGCAGAUACUUAAUGUUCUAAGACUGUGCCUGAAGCUGGUUGAAUCUGAGCUCAUUUCAUUUCUAGAUCCACCAUGUCUGGAUCUUUGAGUUAUGAGAAAGAUUUAUUGUAGAAGAGAUUUGAGACAAAUGUGGCCUAUGUUCUGCUUUGUUGGGGUGGGAUCUACAAGCUGAAACGUCUUAUAAACAAUUGCCAUUAAGCUAAAAUGCCUUUACUUUGCCCAUCUCUGAUCUGGCUUAUCUUUAAGGGAUAGGAAAUGUUUUAUAAUAAUAAAACUUGAAGAGAAUCUGAGCUUUACUUGAACUUCUGCAGAACGCCCAGGUAGAGUGCAUCUAAUGAGAAAGGGCUUUGUGCAAUGACAAAGGUAAAAGAUAAAAAAUUCUGUUACACACAUUUUUAAAUACUCCUGACUGAAGUAGUCUUACGCUUAACCUGUGGCAUAGUAAAUGUUAGAAGGAUUCUCUAAUCUGAAGCAUAUUUUCAGAGAAAUGGGUUUCUUGGAUGUUAUCAUGUUAAACAACUUCCUUGCUAAACUUAGAUAAAUGGCAGCUCUCUAACAUAUGGGGGGGAAAUGGCAAAUGUGUUAUUUAAGAGUUAUUUAUAAUGCCUUGUCAUAAAUGUUUGAGGUGUUCUAGAGCCAUUUGCAUACAACUCAUUGUAAUUCCAUUCCAUUCUAUUGUUUACAAAAUGAUUACUCAAAGACUGACUGCAGAGGUAAAAGGAAAAUAAAAGUGUAUUGCACAAUA